Molecule: messenger RNA, 921 nt
Organism: Carica papaya (papaya)
Lineage: Eukaryota; Viridiplantae; Streptophyta; Magnoliopsida; Brassicales; Caricaceae
Product: putative F-box protein At5g55150
Source: RefSeq, a predicted model, not a curated record
AUGAUUUGCCAUCAUCGCCCAAGCCUACCCAAGAUCAACUUGUGCAACAGGAUUCUCAACGCUUGCAAGAAGCUUUCCUGCAUCUCCGCCACGAAAGUACACGGUCAUGAAUCACCAGCUGUUGGAGGAAAGAGAAUCUGCGGAUCAUCAAGAGGUUGGCUUAUCGUAGCCGAUAAAACCUCUGCCAUUACUCUGGAAAAUCCUCUCAGAGGACUCAAAAUCCAACUCCCGCCAUUCUGCCCAGCAGCCGGGAAACAGGAACUUGUGCAUAAAGCCAUAUUAUCUUCUGACCCUGAAACCCAGGAGCAAGACUACUCUGUCAUGAUAAUAUAUGGAGAGAACCGAGAGCUAGCUCGCUACGAUUCCGGUAACAAAACAUGGACUAUGUUACAAGAAGCUGGAUCUUUCUACGACGAUAUCAUAUCGCACAAGAUAAAUUUUUAUGCGGUUGAUGGGUAUGGAAGAGUUGUUCGUUGUGAGAAAAGUAACGUUAAAGAAAUUGCAGGACCAUGGUUUUUCAAGGGAAACAGAGUAUAUCUGGUGGUGAUAGAGGAACAAUUGAGUCUUAUAAUUAGACACUGGAAAAAUAACCCUGUUUCUGGUCAGAAAAUAACACAUAAAUUUGAGGUGUACGAUCUGGAUGGUCCUGAGAAUUGGGUACAUACCGACUUGGAUGGUUGGUCGGUUUUCGUGGGCCAAAAUCAGUCAUUAGCGGUGCGGGUUGCCGGUAGCAACAUAUUAAAAGGUAAUUGCAUCUACUUCACAGAUGACAAUGGAGAUUUGCACAAGAAUAGCAUCACUGAUGGCCGCGACCAAGGUGUGUUCGAUGUAGAAGAUGAAACUAUCAGUUCUUUACGCUGCUAUCUUCAAGAUUUUCCACCAAGAGGUGUUUGGCCACAAUCAAUCUGGCUUGAAAAAUAG